Molecule: messenger RNA, 4309 nt
Organism: Ictalurus punctatus (channel catfish)
Lineage: Eukaryota; Metazoa; Chordata; Actinopteri; Siluriformes; Ictaluridae
Gene: acvr1bb
Product: activin A receptor type 1Bb
Exons: 9
Coding region: 154-1659 (501 amino acids)
Biological process (GO): protein phosphorylation; nervous system development; activin receptor signaling pathway
Cellular component (GO): plasma membrane; activin receptor complex
Molecular function (GO): activin receptor activity, type I; ATP binding; activin binding
Source: RefSeq, a predicted model, not a curated record
AGAGAGAGAGAGCGAGAGAGAAAGAGAGAGAGAGAGAGUGUGUGUGUGUGUGUGUGUGUGUGUAUGUAUGUGAGUGUUUGAUGGUUUGAGCUCGAGCUCUCUUGUCAAUAUCGCACUUUAAAAGCUCAGAUGUAAUGCGAUGGGAGUCUGACCAUGGAUAAAACCCGAAUCCUGCUCGUGUGCUUGGCUGUUUGGGGAUUUGCUGGAGGAUGUGACGGUCUGUUGUGUAACUGCACCACGUCUCAGUGUGAGAAGAAUGGCUACCGCUGUGAGACGACGGGGGCUUGCAUGGCUUCCACCUCCCUUAUUGAUGGCCAGGAGCAGCACGUUCGAAUCUGUAUCGAUAAAGAGAAGCUGGUUCCUCCUGGGCAACCCUUCUUCUGCCUGAGCGCCGAGGGGCUGCUCAACAACCACUGCUGCUAUACAGACUACUGCAACAGUCUGGACCUCAAGGUGCACUCGGUUACUGUGCAGCCUAACUCAUCGACCAUGAUGGGUGGCUGGGGGCCGGUGGAGCUGGCCGCCGUGGUUGCAGGUCCUCUGUUUGCACUGUUUUUGCUGGUGCUGCUGGGCCUCUUCCUUUUCCAACACCACCAGAGAGCCUACGGCCACAGACAGAGGCUGGAGGUGGAGGACCCCAGCACUGAGCAUCUGUACCUGGCUAAGGACAAAACGCUGCAGGACCUCAUCUAUGACCUUUCCACGUCCGGCUCAGGAUCAGGUCUGCCUCUGUUUGUGCAGAGGACAGUAGCCCGGACUAUUGUGUUGCAGGAGAUCAUAGGGAAGGGCCGCUUUGGAGAGGUGUGGAGGGGGAAGUGGAGAGGAGGCGACGUGGCGGUGAAGAUUUUCUCCUCUCGAGAAGAGCGCUCCUGGUUUCGCGAAGCUGAGAUCUAUCAGACCAUCAUGCUGCGGCAUGAGAACAUCCUGGGCUUCAUCGCUGCCGAUAACAAAGAUAAUGGCACAUGGACUCAGUUGUGGCUGGUGUCUGAUUAUCAUGAGCACGGCUCUUUGUUUGACUAUCUGAACCGAUACUCCGUCACCAUUGAGAUCAUGAUCAAACUGGCACUUUCUGCUGCCAGUGGGCUGGCACACCUGCAUAUGGAGAUCCUGGGCACUCAGGGUAAGCCUGGUAUUGCUCACCGUGACCUGAAAUCAAAGAACAUUCUGGUAAAGAAGAAUCUCACGUGUGCCAUCGCUGAUCUGGGCCUCGCAGUACGCCAUGAGUCUGUCACAGAUACAAUAGACAUCGCCCCCAACCAGCGUGUGGGCACCAAGAGGUACAUGGCUCCUGAGGUGUUGGAUGAGAGUAUCAACAUGUGCCACUUUGACUCCUUUAAAUGUGCUGACAUCUAUGCGCUGGGGCUGGUGUACUGGGAGAUCGCUCGCCGCUGUAAUGCCGGAGGUAUCCAUGAGGAGUACCAGCUCCCCUACUAUGACUUGGUGCCCUCUGACCCAUCCAUUGAAGAGAUGAGAAAGGUGGUGUGUGACCAGAGGUUACGACCCAAUGUGCCCAACUGGUGGCAGAGCUAUGAGGCGCUGCGUGUGAUGGGGAAGAUUAUGAGGGAGUGCUGGUAUGCCAACGGUGCCGCUCGACUGACCGCUCUACGCAUCAAAAAGACCCUGUCUCAACUCAGCAUGGACGAGGACGUCAAGAUGUGAAAGAAGCCCAAGCAGCGUGACGGUCAGAAAACACUGUAACAAAGAAACUGUACAAAAUUACCACUUCUCCAAACUAUCCUGCCAGUUUAAGAAAACGUAACGCCGUCCGUCGAGUUGCGACGCGGCCUACCUCACCCACAAAGCCAAAACUACUAACUAAAUUGUAUUGCAUCAUGUUCUUGAACUCAACUGCUCCUCCAUCCCUUUUUAACGUCUGACCGCAGACUGCAAGUCCUGAUCCUACUGAUCUACAGUGAGCUCUGCUGCCCCUAUAAUCUUAAAACUGCUAUUGAUGUUUAUCCUCCCAAAUAUUUCCCAAAUAUUUCACCCCUAACAUGUCACUGAAUCCAGUUCUGGGCUGCUAUCGUGUCAAGAAGUGAAAUUCGAAUGUGGGUUUGUACAGAUCUUAUUGCACUCAGUGUGUCUCACUCUUGUAGGAAUGUGGGUUGUACGUGUUAAACAUUAGCAGAGUAUCUUACUUGAAUGCAGGUGCUAUUUUAAGCUUUAGCUUUCGGUUUAAUCGGGGGUGCGUAUGAUUUUACGAGGGUUAAAUAAAAGACAGAUGAGGUAGGUCACUUCAGGGACAACUAUAUGGAAAAAAAAAAACGAUCUAAAGAAAUGUGUGUUGGGUUAUAUUCUGGCACUACUGAUGUGUGUGUUCAGUGGAGUGGCUUCAUGAAAGCUGGAGAGUGCCUAAAAAAUUUUCCUUUUUUUUUUCAUGAAUUAAUCUGUUGAUACUGCGUUUAUUACUGCAUUCAUUCAUUCAUUCAUGGAAGGUGUGUGUGUGUGUGUGUGUGUGUGGGAGAGAGAGAGAGAACUGGAUAAUCUCUCUCUUUCUAUGACUCAGUCACAUACUCUGAAUGGUACAUUGUGUAUUUAUUUUAGCUUUAACAUUCUCCAUUAUGACUUUUUUGCUUUCGUGUCAUUGGAUUUCUCUUUCACUCCAUAAGUAAAGCUAAAUGUAUAUAGUAUGUAUUUUUGGAAAGGUACAGUAGUGUAUAUCUCCUUCUCUUUUGGUUUUAGGUUGAUUCGAUACUAAGCUAAGUUACGAGUAAUGGGGUGAUUUUUUUUUUAUUAUAUUUUUUAAGCUGCUCUCGCACUGAUGGGAUUGAUUGGUGGGAUGAAGCUCUCUGAACAUAACCCCAAUUCUCACACUGGUGAAUUUUCUUUUUUCACUUAUCACUGUAGCAUCCCGUAGCAACAGUAUGACCAAUUUAACAGUAUCUAUUUGGCAAUAUGCCUCUUUUUUUUUAACCGUCAAAGCACUGGAAAUGUUGAGUAGAGGAAAGGUUUAUGCAAUAUUCAUAGGGAGUGCGCCAGUUAGGUAGAAUUUACCUACAUGAUGAUGCUGAAACUUGAUGUAGUACUUUUAAAAGUGCUCUGGCGUAGUGUGCACGUGGAGACAGGAUGAGCUGUUCAACCUGACCUUAAAGUGUGGCUUCAGCUCUGAGACACUGUAUUUUUUGACUACUACACCACACAGGAACCUUUUAUACAGUAUAAUCAGUACUACUGCCCUGUUCCUGCUCACUCUCCCUUAUCUUCUUGAUAUGCAAGUUGUAAAUAGUUUGUAUGUAUAAUUGUUUUCCGCCGCUAGGAUGGGGAUUUUUUUUUUCUUUCUUUUUCUUUCUUUUUUUUUUUUUCCUCGAAGCUUGCUUUUCUUGUAUUUUUGUGAGUUUGUUUUUCGUUGUGCGUACACUCACAGGUACUACUGAGCUCUGAUAGUUCUCUCUCUGUCUGUAGAAUAUUCAGCCUAAAUGCACAGUAUACAGAUACUGUAUAAAUAGGACGUGUAAGUCAUGUUAAAGGAUGAAGAAUUUUUAGGAGUCGAUGCCAAGUUGGCAUGAAUUUGUUAAUCGAAACCUCUCUAGCAUGUGAAAGCCAAAAAUAAAUAUUUAUGGAUGGUUGGUUGUCUUUUUAACAAAAUCAUUUUUAUGCCGUUCUUAUUAGGACUUUUGUUGUUACUGGAGAAAAGUCGUAUAUGUUUAUUACACUGGAUUAUACACUACUGAACACACUACAGUACUCUCAGAUUUAAACGUAGAAGCCACACUACUGUCUGCGCUCGGCUGAUCCUGACACUGGAUGUGUCAGCUAUGGUGCAGCAUCACCCAGUUGGCAAAUUGUUCAUUUUUAGGUACGGAUAAGAAGAUUGUUCAUGUUUUUUGUUUGUUUGUUUGUUUUUAUCUUGUUAUUGUUUGUUUAUUUGAUUUAGUUCCUAUUGCGCAGUGGUAUUUUUAUUUCCACUUUGGUUUCGCUUCUUUAGCUGAAAGUGUAAUGUACAUAUAUUUAUAGCUUCCUGACGACGUUUCUGCUGCUGCUGUGUUUUGGAGGCAUGAGCAUAGUCAGGGUUAUAAUAUUUAUGAAUUUAGGUUGGCUCCUGUUUAUGCUUCUAAUUCAGAAGAGACCUGUGUAGCUAUGAUGCCUGGAAAUGCCUCGUCGUUAUUCUAAUGCGCAGGCUGGAUAUGAGCCUUCGUUCCUAUGUAUUACUAUAAGGAAAGGUGUAUAUUGUAACAGAUCGACCUUUUGACCCUGCAACCUGUCUGCUGAGUAUAAUCUCAGUGAGCUCCUUAUCCCAAAUCAGUCUUUUCAGGAAUUGUUUCCAAUCAUGUACAUAAGUAAUAUACAGUAAUAAAGACAUUUUCCUACA